Ahaetulla prasina is the source of this 2005-nucleotide messenger RNA. RefSeq names its product phosphate cytidylyltransferase 2, ethanolamine (gene PCYT2). Gene Ontology annotation, molecular function: ethanolamine-phosphate cytidylyltransferase activity. Bases 86 to 1270 code for a protein of 394 amino acids. Gene Ontology annotation, cellular component: cytoplasm. The record is from RefSeq and is a predicted model, not a curated record. The transcript has 13 exons. Lineage: Eukaryota; Metazoa; Chordata; Lepidosauria; Squamata; Colubridae. Gene Ontology annotation, biological process: phosphatidylethanolamine biosynthetic process.
GUGGCGGGGAAGGGGGCGGUCCUGGACUAAGUGACAGCGGCGGGGUCGGGACGCCAACCGUCUGUCCGGCACUCUCUCGUUCGAGAUGCUGCGGAACGGAGCUGCCGGAGGCGGCGCCUCUUCCGGCGCCACCGCCCGGCCUGUGCGCGUCUGGUGUGACGGAUGCUACGAUAUGGUGCAUUAUGGACAUUCCAAUCAGUUGCGACAAGCUCGUGCAAUGGGAGAUUAUCUGAUUGUGGGUGUCCACACAGAUGGUGAAAUAUCCAAACAUAAAGGCCCCCCUGUCUUUACUCAAGAAGAAAGAUACAAAAUGGUGAAGGCCAUCAAGUGGGUAGAUGAGAUUGUUCAGGGAGCUCCUUAUGUCACAACACUGGAAACGCUGGAUAAAUACAACUGUGACUUCUGUGUACAUGGGGUGUUUUUUUUAAUAGAUGACAUCACACUUACUGCAGAUGGCAAGGAUACUUAUGAGGAAGUGAAGAAAGCUGGGAGAUAUAGGGAAUGUAAACGUACCCAGGGAGUGUCCACUACAGAUCUGGUUGGCCGGAUGUUGCUUAUGACCAAGGCCCAUCACAGCAACAUUGCUGAAGAAACAGAUUAUCGGAAGCAUGCAGAUAACCUAGGAAAGUGCCCUAAAGGUCACAGUCCCUGGACUGGAGUUUCUCAGUUUCUGCAAACAUCUCAGAAGAUCAUCCAAUUUGCAUCUGGCAAGGAGCCUCAACUUGGAGAUACCAUAAUCUAUGUGGCGGGCGCCUUUGAUCUUUUUCAUGUGGGUCAUGUGGAUUUUCUGGAGAGAGUGCACCAAAUAGUAAAGCGUCCUUAUAUCAUUGCUGGGCUGCACUUUGACCAAGAAGUGAAUCUCUAUAAGGGCAAGAACUAUCCCAUAAUGAAUGUGCAUGAACGAACUCUCAGUGUUUUGGCCUGCAGAUAUGUUUCUGAAGUAGUAAUUGGAGCUCCCUAUUCGAUCACUGCUGAUCUGCUCGAUCAUUUCAAGGUGGAUCUCGUGUGCCAUGGGAUGACUGAGGUGGUACCUGACAAGGAUGGAUCAGAUCCAUAUGAGGAACCCAAGAGACGUGGUAUUUUCCGGUUGGUAGACAGUGGCAACAAUCUCACCACUGAUCUGAUAGUGAAAAGAAUAAUUAAGAACAGGUUGGAAUUUGAAGCUCGGAAUCAGAAGAAAGAAGCCAAGGAACUGGCUGUAUUGGAGGUCAUGAAAAGAAAUGAGGAAGCAGCCCAACAGAAGAUAGGUUUAAGGAACCAAGAAAGUUAGCAUGGGGAAGAAUGCUGCAGAAUCCUCUUCUUCUGGACCAGCAAACUUUCCUGGAGAAUAGGACACUGCUGAAUUAGGCCUGUGGUCAGUUUUCCUGGCUUAAGUAAAUCAGUUGUCCAUAGGGAAGAGCCAGGUGGAUGCUGCCAUCUAGUUAAUUGAGAAGCAAUGUCUUUCCAAUAACCAAUUUAAAUUCUGAUGAAAAUUAGCAAAUUUCUGUGGGUUUUAUCUACUGGCAUUUUUGACUUAUUGGAACUAGGGAAUUCUCUCAACUCAUCUUCUGAAAUUUAAACAUCUCACAAUAUCUCUUUAAUUUGUGCCUGCCAGAGAUAAUUUUCAAAUAUAUCAAACCAUCCUUUCUGGAUUCAGAGUCCUUUGUAAACAGCAGUGGUUGCUUAAUGCCAUCAGAGAUUGUUCCUUUUCCAGGAAACAAGAUGCAGCCAAACUUGCCAUUAUAUUUCCCAGCUAAGCAUACCUGGAAAGGAAGAAUUGUAAUUGUAUACACUGCCUUACAUCUGGUGCAUUCAGAAUCUUUCCAUAUUGUAAUUGUGGAAAGAGUUCAGUGGACUUCUCUAAUUUCAGAUAGUGCUCUUCUUACUUUGUGUACAGAUAAGCCUGUUAAGGUCCAUAGCUAAGCAGGAGAGCUGCAGUACUAAUUGCUACCAUAGCAUAAAAAUACAGUGUAAUCGUUAGAAAACUCACUGUGGCCAAAGUUAAUUUUCAGAAGCUCCAUAUUGA